Messenger RNA from Epithele typhae, 2970 nucleotides. RefSeq lists its product as uncharacterized. Bases 1 to 2970 code for a protein of 989 amino acids. NCBI's taxonomy places the organism in Eukaryota, Fungi, Basidiomycota, Agaricomycetes, Polyporales, Epitheliaceae. The record is from RefSeq and is a predicted model, not a curated record. The transcript is spliced from 10 exons.
AUGAUCCCGAACGCACUCAGAGCCCUUCUCGAACGCUUGCAGCCACCGCAUAAAGACGAUCUGUGUCACGCGUGCCAGCUACAAGGCAUCGAAACGCCACUCCCUGAUUUCAGCGCUCGCUUCUCGUGCGAAGAUUGCAUUCCGAGCCCCGCUUUCUGCACAGAAUGCGUCAAGAAAUGGCACCACUUCACACCGUUCCAUCGCCUGCUCGAAUGGAAGACACAGAAACAAACCUGGCUGAAUACGACACUAUGCAACUUGGGCGAUAUCAUCGUCAUCGGGCACCCUGACGGCAGCAAAUGCGCAUCCACGUCGCAAGAGACGCCGCUCACCAUCAUCCACGAGCACGGGUUCUGCGUCGAUUACAAGGUCCGCUACUGCAAAUGCAGGGGCGGGGCAGAAACGCUUCAACGACCUCUUUGUCUGCUGGAACAUGGUAUAUUCCCGGGAUCGUGGUCCAACAACGUUGGCACCGCGUACACCCUCAACGCGUUGAAGAUUCUCGACGCGAAUCUCGUUCAAGCCCAGUCCAGCAUGCACGAUCUCUUCAUCGUGCUCACACGUUUGACGGACGAGAUCGCAAGAUUGGACACUCUCGACCGCGCAAGGCAACUCUUGACCGCGAUGCGAGAAUACAACUUCCUUAUGACGUGCAUGCGGCACGGGGUGGUACCAGAGGCCGGGAAACCUCUGGAGAGGAACGCGUUGGCGUUGGCGUGCCCUCUGUGCCCACAGCCGGGCAUCAAUAUGCGUCCAGGUUACCAAAACAGGGAUAAAAAAUACCAAUACCUCGACACACCGUACCUCGUAUGGGACGGCAACUUUCGCCAACAUAUGCGACCCAAAAAGGUGGAUAUGGAGGACCAGAGCCUAUACCGUGGUGCGAGCUACUUUGCGGACAGCAAAGACCUGGAGAAGCACUUGAACCUGAUCGGAGAGGAGGACAAAGAGCCUCUGACUUGCCACACAUUCAAAGCCGCGGGCUACACUGGCCACACAGGAACGGUCGCUGGCCUAGUGGCGGGUGUUUGCCGACACGGUUUAGUACUGGGUGGGAGCGCCGUCAACCUGUCGAAGGGAGAACGGUUUGCAAUGGUAGACUUCUCCAUGAUGUCGGCGUGGGCGCCAUACCACGCCUUACCGAGAAUGAAGAUGUGGUAUGAUGUGGGAUGCAUGUUCGACGUCAACCUGCAAAAGCGACUGCGCAAGAUGGCGUCCCACGCCCGGCAGCUUCCUUCCGUGGGGGACCUGAACAGUGAGAACCUACCGAAGAUCGAAGUGGCCAUCAGCGACUUCCACAUAGGAGCGCACAAGACGGAAUGUCAUACGAGACACAACGCCAACCUUCGUCAUGGGAGCGCUCGAACGGCUGGCGAAAACCCGGAGCCCCUCUGGGCUCAACUGAACGGGGUCGCGAGUCGCACGAAGGAGAUGGGGCACGCACAUCGUAUAGACACGCUGACGCGUUCGAUCGACGACAUCAACAUGAAGAAGAUCAUCCACCAGCCGCAAACGCAGAGAGACCUAUACGACGUCGCGGUGGAAUGCUGUAAAGACCAGAAACAGUACUACGAAGGCCUCGAGGCCAGCCUGAAGAAACAUCGACCGGAGCUUCUGGAGCAGUGGAAAGGAGAGUUUAAGACGUGGGAAGAAGAGGUGGUGGACGUGGACAAACGCAAGAUGGAGGGGUUUCAGAACCCCUUCGAGCUGAAGGAAGACUCCACCGCGGACCGCCUACGCUCGGGCGAGGAGAAGCUCGAGACUGCGGCUCCAGUCGACGACGACGAGAUGAAGGACGCCGUGGGUGUCAUUGAAGACGCCAUCAAGCUGGAGGAAGAAAGGUGGGUGUAUCGUACGACGCACGAGGGGUGGGGAUCUCACGAUAUGCGUCCAGGACGGGAUACGCCGAGGAAGCUCAGGGGGCUACAACAACAAGUCCAGAUUUUCGCCGCAGAGGCCAGCGAGAUGGAAGAAAGAUACAAGCUUCACGUAUCCCCCUCUCUCUCGCGUGCGGCGAACAAAAUCCGCACGACGCAGGCCCAACUCCCGAACAGCUUCCCGCUGGACCCAGAGACGGAGAAGCCCCUGCCCAAAGACCUCUCUAACGUCCCCAACGAGCUCGCGCGGAACCUGGUGCGAGACCUGGAGGCCGUGUCGAUGGUCGAAUUGCCCUCUAGCCAUCACGUUUCCAUCCGGACACACGGCGCCGCUGACAUGAUCGUCGCCGUAGAGCGGCGGCUACGGAUGGCGCAGGCAAAGCAAGCUUUGGACGAAUAUCGCGCCCUCCUCGCAGGGGCGAAAUCGCUGAGUAUCAUUAACUCGCAAGGUGUCGGCCUGACGCAUCGAAAGAGGAUGCGGGACGCGGCGAAAGAGCCGGCAAUUCGUCGCGAGGAGACCAGAAUCAAAUACACCGAAGCGCGCAGCAAGAUGGCGCGGUUGACGAAGGAGGAGAAGGAUCCCCACCUGCAGGCCUUGAAGUCCGUGGAGGCGGAUACGCAGAUCUUCACUUUAGACCACGCAGAUCGCAAGAGAGGCGACACUCACCGUACCCCAGACUGGAUAUGGGGAGAUCUCGAAUGGCUGUUUCAAAUGAACGACGAUGACAUUCGAAAGAUACUUCCCAAGGUGAAAUGUCACUGGUUCAGAUGCUUUGCGGGGCAAUAUCGUUGGCAGGAAGAGGUCUAUCUACGACCCGAAGAAAUGUAUCGCAUGUUCGCCACAUACGACUUUCACAUCGCGCGAUUCGACAAACUCGCCGAGGAUGCGAAGAAACACCAACCGGGUGAUACGACAAAUAAGACGUCACCGCGACUGGGCGCCGCGACAUUCUACUACAGGUACGGUUGUACUGAGCUCAUUUACAUCGAGAUCGCACUGACCCCGGACCAGGAAGAAGCACAGCUGGGAGAAGCUCAAGGAGGCGGCGCAGGAGGAAUAUCCCGAGCACCUGUACAAGGUACGCUCGUAUGA